Drosophila novamexicana is the source of this 1340-nucleotide messenger RNA. It is a transcript of the gene Pldn, whose product is annotated as biogenesis of lysosome-related organelles complex 1 subunit 6. Gene Ontology annotation, cellular component: transport vesicle; BLOC-1 complex; extrinsic component of membrane. Lineage: Eukaryota; Metazoa; Arthropoda; Insecta; Diptera; Drosophilidae. Gene Ontology annotation, biological process: intracellular transport. The record is from RefSeq and is a predicted model, not a curated record. The transcript is spliced from 5 exons. Bases 68 to 553 code for a protein of 161 amino acids.
CUAGCAUAAACAGCUAUUUGUAGCAUUCUUUUGUUUGGUUGUCAAUUCUCCUGUGCUUUAUUUCACUAUGUUGAAAAGCAGCAACUUAAAUAGUGUCAUUGAUCAACUCGAUGCCGAUCGCACGGUCAGCGGCGCUGCCGUGGUACCAGAGAACAACAACAAGCUGGUGAAAACAGACGACAACGGGUGCUCCAUGGCAGCCUUACAAAUGUCCUUCGGAGUACUCGAAAUAGCCGAGCCGCCCUUAGUGCGUGUCCGCGCGCAGCUCAAGGAAUUAAUCGGCAAGCAAAACAAGUUCUACAUUGACGUCUCCAAGGAGAAAUAUAAGCUGGACUGCAGUGAGGUAGCAAAAUUAAUUGAUAUGAUGAAUGAUGUGAAGCGCUACAAAGAGAGACUGGUGAAAAUAAAAAAGGAUAUGCAGUCCAUUUACCAACGGUCUAAGGUUCUAAAGAAACGAGCCGCCAACGUGGCCACCUGCAAGCAGCGCGAUUACCAGCGCAAACUCGAGAAGCAACAGCAGGAGGAGUCGCUCAUAGGCGGCCAGUUGCAGUAGUUCUACAUGUAGGUCUAAGCUAUCAUAAGUAAUUACAAAGUUGCCGAGCCCAAACAUGGGUAAGGCAAUCGUUAACAAGAAUCUAGAACUAGAACUAAUUGUUUAUCUAUGGAUUAAAGCCCAUAAUUAACUUAUACAAGCAAGUUGCUAACUAUUUAUAUAUGUUCUGUAUAUAAUUUGGUAAAUACUUUCGAGAUUUCACAGUAUAUUUAUGUUUGAAAUGAAGCUACAUGCAAGAGAAGCCAAUUUUGAUAUGCCAAUUGUUCAUUUUAAGUAUCUAAUAGUGUACAAAAAUAUAACAUUUAAACAUUCACAGCGCUAAAACGGCUAAAACUUUGACGUUUUCAAGAUAUUUAUAAACAUGCCAAUAAAAUUGUAUGCGGUAGCACAUCGUGAUAAGUUGACAGCGUUUAAUAGCCAAAUGGAGAUAUUUAUGAUGGAGAUUGAACAACGGCAGUUAAUUUAAUUGAAAUGUGCGUCAAAGAGAUUUCACGAUAUGCAGCGCAUAAACUAAGCUAAUGUUUGCUAAAAGCAUGCACAAAUAUGUGUUUUUGUUUGUUUGUGUGUGAUUACUAAAUUAAAGUACAAUUACAUAUAAUUAUUAUAAAUACAAUUGAGAUUGAAUAUUGAACAUUCAACAUGCAAUUCGAUAAAGCAAUUCUUUAAAUUGUCAUUCAACUGAGCGCAGCAAUAAUGUGGUUGUUGUUGUUGUUGUUUUUGUUGUUUUGGUUUUGGUUUUCUUGGUUGAUUGUGUGUUGAUUCUCACUGAUCGGGAUUCAAAUACUUC